Molecule: messenger RNA, 3990 nt
Organism: Belonocnema kinseyi
Lineage: Eukaryota; Metazoa; Arthropoda; Insecta; Hymenoptera; Cynipidae
Product: zinc finger protein Xfin-like
Exons: 4
Coding region: 530-2137 (535 amino acids)
Biological process (GO): regulation of DNA-templated transcription
Molecular function (GO): RNA polymerase II cis-regulatory region sequence-specific DNA binding; DNA-binding transcription factor activity, RNA polymerase II-specific
Source: RefSeq, a predicted model, not a curated record
CACACGAAGAGCCACAGCAGCCAUGCAUAUAUACCUAUGUGGAUGUAGUUAAAAGCAAGCACGACUUGGGUACGGUACCGGCACUCGUGGGCGCGUGGUGUUGUGCUCAGAGAGCAGCAGCUGAAGAAGUAGAAGCAGGAGCAAAGCAGCAAAGGGGAGGGGGAGGAUGAGGGAGUCUCUGAUUCUAUAUGUAGUCCCGAAUCUUAGCCGGACCAAUUAUUACGCCCGAAACACUCGAGGUGUAUGUACCCUCCUCAAGGGUUCUUCGAGAGUCCUUCCGAAGUGUUCCGAUCGAAACUUACAAUUAAGUUCAUCUCGACAACUUGGUAACCGGUACCUUAUUCAACGUUAACCUCAUUCUUAUAAUUAGUUCUGUCGCGAAGAAGCUCAGAAAACAGUUUACGAAGUGGUGAUCACAAAUUACAAGUGAGUUGUUGCAGUGCUGACAAUUGGGCCUGUGUGCGUGCUGGCAUGACACGUGUGGUUUGAGAAAAAAAAUAUUAAUCGGGCAGAAGAAUUCAUCAUCAAGAUGCCGAGGGCAUUUCUUAUCACCCACCGCCGGUACAAUGGCACUGAGGAGCUUCAGGAAACUGUUAGAGAAUACAGUCCCGAGCGCGGACUUAGGGUUGCGGAAUACGGAGGCGGUCAGCCGACCUCGGACGGCGCCAGCGAGUGUGGUAGCGAGACCUCGUCAGAAUGCCCGGAAGAGCUUUACAACCUGACGACGUUGGCGGAAGUCAGUCUGGCCGCUGCUGCCGGAACCUUGAUCCAUCCAAACAGAAUCCUUUACGAACGGUCCUUAUCACCCAGCUACACGCAAGUCGUUGAAAAAGGUAGACGUUCCCGGUCACCCUCGAAACAACAGUAUCACCCAAUCAGAGAGACACUCGAGGUCCUGAGGACGAGCGAGGAGGAGGAGGAGCAGAGCUUGCGGGAAAGAACGAGGCUCUUCUUCGAGAGAAUAGAGACCGAACGAGAGAUCCUCGAACGAGGAACAAAAAGAACUUCCCCCGACCUCCUGGAUAUACGAAUCCCAGCGAAGAAUUCUCACUACCCAGUUUGUCGCGAAGAAAAUGUUAAUUUCUCAGCUUCAUCAAGACACUCUUGUGGGUCCGACUUUCAUGUUGCACCAUCUUCUAUUACUUCAACAAAUCUACCCAGAAGGGCGACUUCCGUUCAUUCGGAAACUUCAAAAAGUGAAGAAAGUGAAGACCACGAGUGUCGUGACUGUGGGAAAAAGUAUUCAACUUCAUCGAAUCUGGCGAGGCACAGGCAGACACAUCGGUCACUUGGAGAUAAAAAAGCUAGGAGAUGUCCGCAUUGCGACAAGGUUUAUGUCAGUAUUCCAGCCUUCAGCAUGCACGUCCGCACCCAUAACCAAGGGUGCAAAUGCCACUAUUGUGGUAAAUGCUUCUCCAGGCCCUGGCUACUUUCGGGACAUAUUCGCACCCACACAGGUGAGAAGCCCUUCAAAUGCACAAUCUGCAACAAGGCGUUUGCUGACAAAUCGAAUCUGCGGGCCCACAUUCAAACCCACUCGAACACAAAACCCCACGUCUGUGGUCGUUGCGGAAAGGCCUUUGCCCUAAAAUCCUAUCUCUACAAACACGAAGAAUCUUCCUGUAUGCGCUCUCAUAAUCGAGCCUCCUCGGAAAAGCGAGAUGGUCCAGAUCCUCAAAACCCCAUUACGACAAAAUCGACACCAUCGACAACGAAUUCAUCGCCACCUCCCUCGAUUCACAACAUAAUUAUGUCGCCUUGCUUAACUGCAUCACCGACCAGCGUCAUAGUUCCUCGUCUACAGGGACUGGCGAACGAUCAGAGAAGUUCAUCUGCCUUCUCUGCCAUAAUCAGGCAUACGCAAACUCAGAUACCCAUUGCUGCUGAGUCUUUAAGAUCCUCGUCGCCUAAGCGUUUCUGUCGAGGAAGAACUCCGGAAGUCCUGGAUCGCAAAGCUGAGAAGUCUGACUAUCUGUCCAGGAUGGUCAUUCGUACUUCAGUCAUUUCCCCGAAUCCGGAACAUCUUGGGCGAUUUUCCAAUGAAAAGAAAUCUCCCUCUUUUGAUUAUACUGACCCCUCCAGGAUUUCAGCCUUCUCAAGAUCGACGACAAUGGCUUUGAAUCUGGCUAUUGCUUGAAAAACAUUAAGAUUUUCAGCAUAAAAACUAUUCUUUAAAAGAAUUUUAAUUUCUUACCAUUCUAAGUCCUCGAAACAAUAAUAAAAUUCGGAUUACUUAUUAGUUUCUAGAAGAUCAUACGUUGCUUAUUCAAGAAAGGUAUUUGGGUUUCGAUUACCUAAUCCUCUGCAGCAUUAGUGAGAUUUAUAUUUUGUGAUUAUAGACACCAGUUCGCAAAAAGAUGUUUAUUCUCCGAUUUUUUUUAUUUCAUUGUUUCAGGUUUUGCUGGUUUUCCUGGUUUUCCUGCUUUUUUUGGUUUCCUAAUACCUGCUGAAUUCGUUUGAAUUUGUCUGAAUAAUCAAAAAUGAGUAUAUAUUGUCACCGCUGUGCCAAAACGAGAUUAUUCCAAGUAUCUUCCUAAUAGGGACCACUUAGCAGAUAGAUUUUUAGGAAUAAUGAUAUCUUUAAAGUUUUGAAUGUGCCUUAAUAUAAAGUGUUUUCACACGGAAAGUAAUCCUUAAUUAUAUAAUGUCCUAAAUGGAUAAAAUUGUGAAUGAAUGAGAAAAUGAGUGUUAACUUUGUACUUAAUUUUCAUUAGCCGAAAAAAUAUGUUGUAAAAAGUUAUUAGUUGAGAUGAUUCCAAAGUAUAUAAUACUAUUUAAUAGUCGAAUGAUUGGAAAUUUGUUCUACAGAAACAGGAUAUUUUCUUGCUUUUCAUUAUCCUGCUAUUGUUGUAAUUUUAGCACAGCAAAGUAUGUUAUCUUUUAUUAAAUCCUAUUUUUGCAAAUGAAAAUUAAAGGAUAUUUUAUUUAAAAAAAUGAAUUUACGAAUGAUAUCAGUUGAAACUUUAUUCGGAUAUUUGCCCUUUUCUGGCAGCUGUGAGUGGUUGUAAUUAAAAUAUUUUUUUAAGUAACUAGUCGUUUUAAUAUUAAAUAAAGCAUCGAGGUGUGAAAUUCGUGACUUCGCGAAUAAUAGUACGCCCUCCUCGGGGACAUAUGCAAUACUUAAUAUUUAUUAACGCUCUGUUACCCAACGUUGGUAACGGACAGAGUGUAAACUAGUCGUUCCGUCUUGCGAUCGCCAGAGCAAAUUUUCGCUUUUGAUUUAAAACUAACAAAUUCAAACCUUAUUACGAAUUUUAAUAUAGAGUUAAGAUUGUAAAUGAAACAGAAAUUAAUUUCAUUUGGGCGCGAAAGUUAGACUUUUUAGAGUUUUAUAUCUCUGAGAGUCGAGCAUAGAUCGCAAGACAAAGGUGUAAUAUAUAUUUCGUAAAUUGAUAUAACAAGCCUAAUUUUAAUUAUCUGUCUUAAAAAUACGUUUGAACGAUCCGGUAGAUAUGUUAGAAGAAGCUAAUAGUCAUAAAUUAAAAGCAAUAUAAAUGAUUUUUUGGUAAAUAAACUGAAAAUUAUAGUACAUUCUAAUCGAAAUGAUUAUACACUGCGAGUGUACUUAAACAUAUUUUGCAUUCUAGUAAAACGUGUGCAAACUUAUACACAGGUUUUGUGAUCUCUGUUGUUAUAAAAUUAAAAAAGAGCUUAGUUGUUAAAAGUUUGUUCAAGUGAAGUUAUAUUUAGUUCCAUGGAUGAUAAGUAAAUUAUUCAAUAUUCAUUGAAAUUUAUUCACGUUGACUGAACAUUUUUUGGAGUGAAAUUAUAAUUUAUGGUCUGAAUGAAUGUAAAAAAUAUGUGUCUAAAACAUGAUGUAAAUAGCAUUCCCAUCCGAAGUUAACUCUUAAAAAGUAACAUUGUGUAGGAUAGUCAGUUAGAAUCGUGUAGAAUAUAGUUUAUAUUUCAUAGUCGUUUAUACACCAGAGUGCCUGUAGACAUAUUUGUUCAUUUUUUUACGAAUUGUGAAAACUUUGUUAGUAAUAUGAG